Wallemia ichthyophaga EXF-994 is the source of this 1224-nucleotide messenger RNA. Its product is annotated as putative 26S proteasome regulatory subunit rpn6. Gene Ontology annotation, molecular function: protein binding; structural molecule activity. Gene Ontology annotation, biological process: ubiquitin-dependent protein catabolic process. Lineage: Eukaryota; Fungi; Basidiomycota; Wallemiomycetes; Wallemiales; Wallemiaceae. Bases 1 to 1224 code for a protein of 407 amino acids. The transcript has 3 exons. The record is from RefSeq and is a predicted model, not a curated record. Gene Ontology annotation, cellular component: proteasome regulatory particle, lid subcomplex.
AUGAGUGCAGCUGAAAUUAAUCAAUUAAAAGGAAUUUUGAGUGGCUCAUCUGCCACUGCUACCUCCUCCGAUGACCUCUUACGCCAGCAAGAAUCAGCGCUUAUUAGGCUCGGUGAAAUCUACAGGGAUCAGCAGAACUCCGCGGAGCUUAGCGGCGUUAUUAACUCAUCCAGAUCGUUCAUGUCUUCCACCGCCAAAGCUAAAACUGCGAAACUGAUACGCACUCUCAUCGAUUUCUUCGACCAAAUUGAAAAUAGCAGACAGGCACAGCUUAAUUGCCUCGUUGACAAUAUCACCUGGGCUAAAUCUGAGAAGAGAGUCUUCCUCCGCCAGUCCCUCGAGAUCAGAUUGGCUGGAUUGUACUACGAAUCCAAAGAAUAUAAGGCUGCGCUUGAUUUACUUGAUGGCCUCCUUAAAGAGCUCAAGAAGCUUGAUGACAAGAUUAUUCUCACCCAGGUUCACAAUUUGGAGUCAAAGAUAUACUACAGCACCGCGAACUAUGUAAAGUCAAAAGCUGCGCUCACCUCAGCUAGAACUGCCGGAAACGCUAUUUACUGCCCUCCUAUCUUACAGGCUCAGCUUGACUUACAGUCUGGUAUCCUUCACGCCAACGACAGAGAUUGGAAGACUGCUUUCUCGUACUUUUUCGAGACUCUUGAGGCUUUUUCUUCUCAGGACGAUGAUAGAGCUGUUAGCGCACUCAAGUAUAUGCUUUUGUGUAAAAUUAUGCUCAACUUGUCCGACGACGUCGACUCCAUCAUACAGAACAAAAUGUCUCAGCGUUACGCAGGCGCAAACGUUGAAGCUAUGAAGGCAGUCGCACAGGCGCACAAGAAGAGAUCAUUGACAGACUUUGAGAAGGCUUUGAAGGACUACAAGCAGGAACUAUCAGCUGAUCCAAUCAUCAAGUCACACUUGAGCAGUCUCUACGACACUCUUCUCGAAAGCAACCUCCUCAAAAUCAUCGAACCCUACAGUAGAGUCGAGAUUGAUUAUAUGGCUUCUCUCCUCUCACAGCCAGUCAACGCGAUUGAGGGGAAGCUUUCACAGAUGAUUCUCGAUAAGGUCUUCUAUGGUAUUAUAGAUCAGGGUAACAACUGCCUCAUUGUUUUCGAUCCGCCUCACCAAGAUCACCUCUACGACGCUACUUUGAAAACUCUCGGUAAUGUCGGUCAGGUGGUUAAUGGAUUGUUUGAAAAGACGGCAAGCUUGCAGUCAGUGUAA